Molecule: messenger RNA, 900 nt
Organism: Armigeres subalbatus
Lineage: Eukaryota; Metazoa; Arthropoda; Insecta; Diptera; Culicidae
Product: antigen 5 like allergen Cul n 1-like
Exons: 3
Coding region: 41-811 (256 amino acids)
Source: RefSeq, a predicted model, not a curated record
UGAGAUAUCAUAAGCCAUCAUUUCUGAAGCCAGAACAGCAAUGGCAUCCUACGCGAUUGCACUGUUUGCCGCCCUAACGAUUCUCACCGGCUGCUGCUACGCCAACUACUGCGACCCGUCCCUGUGUCGGCGGGGACCCCACGUGGCUUGCAAUGCGCCGCAAGGAUUUGGUCCGGCGUGCGGCAACGAUCGGAAGUUCGUCCCGAUGGAUGGCAAAAUGAAAAGCGUCAUUCUCAACAAACACAACGAGCUGCGGGCGGAGAUCGCGCGGGGAAUGCACGGCUUUCCGCAAGCUGCCCGCAUGCCGACGCUGGUCUGGGACGAGGAGCUGGCCAACAUCGCGUCGUUCAAUGCGCGAAAGUGUAUUUUCGCGCACGAUCAGUGCAGAAACACCCCUCAGUUCAAAUUUUCCGGGCAGAAUCUGGCCAUCACCAGUUUUUACGGGUUCAACUUUCCGCCGGAUGAUCGAGCUGCGAAUUUUACGCAUGAGUGGUUCAACGAACACAAAGAUUGCCCCAAGUCGUACGUCGAUGCGUACCCGGCCAGUCAUCGGGGGCCUCAAAUUGGGCAUUUCACGCAGCUGGUGAACGACCGCACAUGGAAGGUUGGGUGCUCGAUGAUGCACUACAUCACCAAUGGGAAGAUGAUCAACUAUUAUCUGGUGUGCAACUACACGAUGACCAACAUGAUUGGGGAGCCGGUUUAUACGAAGGGAAGCACCGGUUCGAAAUGUCAAACAGGGCAGAACCCCCAGUAUAGAGGGCUGUGCAGUCCUCGAGAGAAAGUUAAGUCUGAAUCAUAUAAUGGUUGAUUGGGUUUAUCUACAAUAGGCUUCUAGAAUCAAGAUUAUGAAUCCGGAAAAUUGUUCAUACAUAAAUAUGCUGAAAUCUUAUAAAACAU